AGCCAAUGGGAGCUCGGGGCGGGCCUGCCCUGCUCCCUCCGCGCGGGCGCGUGAGAACGAGCAGGCAGCCAGCCAGGCGGCCGGGCACCAUGGAGCGGGUUACGGGGCUACCAGUUCGAAUCCCGGCUCGGGCCCGGCCGCCGGCGAGCCUCGAAGAGGAACCUGACGACUGCCUCGACUACUACUAUCUGCGCGAUUUCCCGGCCCGUGGGGCGGGACGCAGCAAGGGCCGCACGCGGCGGGAGCAGCAGCUGCGCAGCCAGCGGCCGCUGCCGGCCGGCCACGAGCGCAAGAUCGCGCAGCGGCUUUUCAAUGGGCAGCGCAAGCGCCGGCAGCGCCAGCUGAAGCCGCGGCCGCGCACCCGCCUGGCCUGAGCCGCCCCGCAUCCCCUGCG
Molecule: messenger RNA, 394 nt
Organism: Ochotona princeps (American pika)
Lineage: Eukaryota; Metazoa; Chordata; Mammalia; Lagomorpha; Ochotonidae
Gene: NUPR2
Product: nuclear protein 2, transcriptional regulator
Exons: 1
Coding region: 6-374 (122 amino acids)
Biological process (GO): regulation of transcription by RNA polymerase II; negative regulation of cell population proliferation; negative regulation of cell cycle
Cellular component (GO): nucleus
Source: RefSeq, a predicted model, not a curated record